Molecule: messenger RNA, 675 nt
Organism: Zeugodacus cucurbitae (melon fly)
Lineage: Eukaryota; Metazoa; Arthropoda; Insecta; Diptera; Tephritidae
Exons: 2
Coding region: 117-437 (106 amino acids)
Source: RefSeq, a predicted model, not a curated record
AAAAAUAAUUUUUAACAAGUCUCCGAGGUGUGUCGCACUACCGUUAACUUUGUAUAUAAAAUCGCACAGCUUCAGCUCAGAAGACACAACCAAACCAAACUUACAAACAGCACAACAUGAAAUUCUUUAUACUCUUCGCUGCCGCUCUCGCUUGCGCCCAUGCCGUGCACUUGCCAUACAUCAUCUCCAAUUCGUUUGAAUCCAGCGAGGAGGAAUAUCGCGUCCUGUUACCUGCCAAAGGACAAAGUCUGCCAGGUGUUGGUGUAAUCAAUCAACCCGUCGUACAAGCGGUGAAAGUGAAGGUGCCACGAUAUGUCAGUCCUGAUAUCAAGCAGCAAAUUAUCAGACAAAGUUUGGCAGCACGCGGCUAUGGUGGACAAAUUUUGACUGCCGCCAGCGGGGCUGGGGCUCCACAAGCGGCUACGCUGUUGCGUUAACAACCUCAAGUGUCUUCGACACACACGGAUAAUGAGGUGGGCACAGCAUCUACAAUCGUCGACAAAGCUUAUAGCCCGUUGUGUAUGCAGUACUUGUAUUACCUGUUGUUACUUAGUCGAAUUAAUUAAUUUCGAACUAUUUUGGAAGAAUUACUAAAUUUUAUACCAUUUCAUGUAAAUAUUAUGACCUAUUCCAAUUAAAUUUUUUUAAUUAAAAUAGUUAACUAAAUUAGAUCAA